Molecule: messenger RNA, 372 nt
Organism: Calliphora vicina (urban bluebottle blowfly)
Lineage: Eukaryota; Metazoa; Arthropoda; Insecta; Diptera; Calliphoridae
Exons: 1
Coding region: 1-372 (123 amino acids)
Source: RefSeq, a predicted model, not a curated record
AUGAAAUUAUUCGCAGCAGUUUUAGUCCUGUGUUCGUUGGCCGUUUGCUUCAGUUGGCCAGUCGCAAAUUAUAAUCUGGAUGCAUUGGUAGCUGUUGAUGGCGCUGUUCAAGGAGAUGCUAAUAUUGAUCACAUCCGUCUAGCUCGCCAUCAUCAUGGAGGCAGAGGUUAUGGUGGAUACGGAGGUUAUGGCGGUUAUGGAGGUUAUGGUGGUGGUGGUUAUCCUGGCGGUGGCUACGGUGGAGGAUAUCCAGGUGGUGGUUAUGGUGGUGGAUACCCUGGCGGCGGUGGUUAUGGUGGUGCAGGCAGCUCUGCUACCGCUUCUGCAUCAUCAUCAGCGUAUGGUGGUGGUUACGGAGAAUAUGGCAGAUAA